Astrephomene gubernaculifera is the source of this 775-nucleotide messenger RNA. NCBI's taxonomy places the organism in Eukaryota, Viridiplantae, Chlorophyta, Chlorophyceae, Chlamydomonadales, Astrephomenaceae. The record is from the annotation of a GenBank genome assembly.
GUUCAAGUUCUAUCUUCUUACGUGCAACUAACCAUGGCAGAGCUCGUCCUUACUUUUGAGACACAUCCUGGGCGUACUCUUACGCUUGCGCUGUUCAGGGACGUUAAGAAUGCAAAGGAGGUCCGCGCAACCAUCGCCGACGCCAGCAAGCCGGAGUUUGCUUACAUGAACGCGAGCCUGAUCGUGGACCCCUUCGUCGUCCAACUAGCAGCCCAAAGAGCCUUGGCAGCCGAAUCGGCAGGCCGGUUAGUCACCAAAUCCCUUCAUACGGAGCUCUUAUACGGCAUCAGCGGGACAAAACAUGUUGUCGAGUCGUUGAAGCGGUUCGGCAUCGCAGACGACACCACGACCCUGCUGCUUGCACGCUUUGACUGCCAACCUGAAGAGCUGGCUGCCGCUCAGUCGCUGAUUGCGGGUGUGCAGGUGCCGCUGUGUGAGCUGCCCUCGCUGACGGACACGGAGCUGGUGGACAAGUGCUACAAGAUAACGCCUGCGGAGCUGCAGGGGGGCCGCAGCCGCACGGAUGCGGUGGUGUUCCGGAUAGGCGCCAAGGAUUGCCUGUGAGGCGCAUAGCGGCGAUAGGUUCAGGGAUGCGAGAUGUCCGUGCUGUGGCAAGGCAUGGUGUCAUGGUCGUUUGAUGUAUGGCCUAAAAGAGAAUCUAGGAGCGGGAAGGUGAGGGCGAGGGUGAGGUAGACAGGGCUAAUCUCGGUGUGGAGGAUGCUAUUGGGCUCUCUAAGAGGAGAAUGCUCGCUUGGUUAGUGCUAGUAUGGCAGGG